Messenger RNA from Sinocyclocheilus grahami, 1165 nucleotides. Its product is annotated as tubulin beta chain-like. The transcript has a single exon. The coding region runs from base 14 to 1111 and encodes 365 amino acids. The record is from RefSeq and is a predicted model, not a curated record. Gene Ontology annotation, cellular component: microtubule. Gene Ontology annotation, molecular function: structural constituent of cytoskeleton; GTP binding; GTPase activity. Gene Ontology annotation, biological process: microtubule-based process. Lineage: Eukaryota; Metazoa; Chordata; Actinopteri; Cypriniformes; Cyprinidae.
CUCUGUGUUUAAAAUGGGACACAUGGGCUUUCUUUCAGGUCAAAGUGGAGCUGGGAACAAUUGGGCCAAAGGCCACUACACUGAGGGAGCAGAGCUAGUCGACUCAGUUCUGGAUGUGGUACGUAAGGAGUCCGAGAACUGUGACUGCCUGCAGGGCUUCCAGCUCACGCACUCCCUAGGCGGAGGCACCGGGUCUGGUAUGGGCACCCUCCUCAUCAGCAAGAUCCGUGAGGAGUACCCCGACCGCAUCAUGAACACUUUCAGCGUCAUGCCUUCACCCAAAGUGUCAGAUACAGUGGUGGAGCCCUACAAUGCUACGCUCUCUGUGCAUCAACUGGUGGAGAACACCGAUGAGACCUUCUGCAUCGACAACGAAGCACUCUACGACAUUUGCUUUCGCACACUUAAACUUACCACACCUACUUACGGCGACCUGAACCACCUUGUUUCAGCAACCAUGAGCGGAGUCACCACCUGCCUGCGAUUCCCAGGUCAACUUAAUGCCGACCUCCGCAAGCUGGCAGUCAACAUGGUGCCCUUCCCUCGCCUCCACUUCUUCAUGCCCGGAUUUGCGCCCCUGACAAGUCGGGGUAGCCAGCAAUACCGUGCUCUUUCAGUGCCAGAGCUAACACAGCAGAUGUUUGAUGCCAAGAACAUGAUGGCAGCCUGUGACCCGCGACACGGCCGCUACCUCACCGUGGCAGCCAUCUUCCGUGGCCGUAUGUCCAUGAGGGAGGUGGAUGAGCAGAUGCUGAGCAUCCAGAACAAGAACAGCAGCUAUUUUGUGGAAUGGAUCCCAAACAACGUCAAGACGGCAGUCUGCGACAUCCCGCCACGUGGCCUCAAAAUGUCCGCCACGUUCAUCGGCAACAGCACAGCCAUUCAAGAGCUGUUCCGCAGGAUUUCAGAGCAGUUCACCGCCAUGUUCAGACGCAAGGCUUUCCUGCACUGGUACACUGGCGAGGGAAUGGAUGAGAUGGAGUUCACAGAGGCAGAAAGCAAUAUGAAUGACCUGGUCUCUGAGUACCAGCAGUACCAAGACGCCACCGCUGACGAAAUGGGCGAGUAUGAGGAGGAUGAUCUUGAAGAUGAGGAGGAUGCACGCCAUUGAGAGAGCUGAUAGGCAUGUUGUUUUCAAAAUCAUUGCUUUUAGCUGAUCUGAGAA